AUGGCCGAUACCUGGAAAUGGACACCCAAUUCGAAACUCUGCUUCGUUACCACUGGCGCUACUGCGCCAUUUACUGAACUCAUUAAAUCAGUUUUGUAUCCUGCAUGUAUAGAUGCUUUACGAGAAUCUGGCUUUACACAUCUCUUGGUUCAGUACGGGUCCGCCAAGGACGUCUACCAGGACUCCUCCAUGCUUGCUCAAGCAUAUAUGCGAGAUAGCAAAUUUACCCAAGAUCUCAUCAUAGACGGCAUCGACUUCAAUCCAGAUGGCCUGCAAUCCCAGUUCCAAUUAGUUCAGCGGUCAAAAGGACUGGUCAUCUCGCAUGCUGGCUCGGGCUCCAUUCUCGAAGCACUCCGUUACCAGAUCCCACUCAUUGUCGUGCCCAACACCGGACUUCUCGACAAUCAUCAAGAAGAGCUCGCGGUUGCAAUGGAACGUAACAAUUACCUUGUCCGCGGCGACGUCACAAACCUUGCGCCUGCCAUAAAGAAGUCUGACGAUUUUCGAUUGAAGAUGUCGCAGUUCCCACCUGUGACAAGUGGGAAACAUCGCGAGACCAAGAGCUUCGCGGCUAUUAUGGAUGAGACAACAGGUUACAUGGACUAA
Alternaria arborescens is the source of this 606-nucleotide messenger RNA. RefSeq lists its product as hypothetical. The record is from RefSeq and is a predicted model, not a curated record. Gene Ontology annotation, cellular component: extrinsic component of endoplasmic reticulum membrane; UDP-N-acetylglucosamine transferase complex. Gene Ontology annotation, biological process: dolichol-linked oligosaccharide biosynthetic process. The coding region runs from base 1 to 606 and encodes 201 amino acids. The transcript is spliced from 3 exons. Gene Ontology annotation, molecular function: hexosyltransferase activity. NCBI's taxonomy places the organism in Eukaryota, Fungi, Ascomycota, Dothideomycetes, Pleosporales, Pleosporaceae.